Molecule: messenger RNA, 3273 nt
Organism: Drosophila virilis
Lineage: Eukaryota; Metazoa; Arthropoda; Insecta; Diptera; Drosophilidae
Product: DDB1- and CUL4-associated factor 6
Biological process (GO): positive regulation of transcription by RNA polymerase II
Cellular component (GO): Cul4-RING E3 ubiquitin ligase complex; cytoplasm
Molecular function (GO): protein binding
Source: RefSeq, a predicted model, not a curated record
UUUAUUCUAAAAAACAUUUGCGCACAUACACACAAACGGAAGAUAUAGUCGGACGCGAAGUUGCCUAUGUACAUACAUACAUACAUAUGCCCGCCCACACACAUACGUAAAAUGAAUUUUGCUCAGUGCUUGUGUUCUUAUACUCUUGUACUGGAUAUUUUGAUUUGUUCAAGCAAUAUUGAGGCAUUUGAAGAUGACCGACAAGGGACAGAGGCACAGUGUACAUCGGUGCAUCAGCAACUAUCCGUACAAUGCGGGCAGCGGAAGCGCCCAGGCGAAUCUGGAGGCCAGCUGCAAGAAUUCGUUGGACUUUGUGCAACGCCUGAAUCUGUUGAGCACGUUGAGCGUGCACAACGGUUGUGUGAAUACGGUUAAUUGGAAUGCCAGCGGAACGCUCAUUGUAUCCGGCUCCGAUGACAAUCAUCUGGUCAUCACGGAGACCAAGAGCGGUCGUGUGGCGGCCAGGACAAAGACUCAGCACAAGCGUCAUAUAUUUAGUGCACGUUUCAUGCCGCACUCAAACGAUCUGGCGGUCAUCUCGUGCUCCGGCGAGGGUAUUGUGUUGCACACCGAAUUCCUGGCACCCUACGGCCCCGGCAGAAGCAUGGAGGAGGCGCUCAUUGGCGAGUCCGAUCGCUAUGCCAGUUUCUUUGAUUGCCACGCCUUUGGCAGUACAUACGAUGUCCUACCGCUGCCCGACAGCCCACGCAUGUUCCUCAGCUGCGGCGAAGACGGCACCGUCCGUUGCAUUGACCUAAGGGUGAGCAGUCGCUGUGCCGAGUCCGUUUGCGACAAGCACAUCUUUAUAACGGCACCGUGCGCGGUGACAGCAAUGGAUGUGGCGCCCAUUAAUCAUUAUAAUGUUGCCAUUGGCUGCUCGGACUCCAUAGUUCGGCUCUAUGAUCGCCGCAUGCUCUCCGCUGGCAUCGAUCGGGAGCGCAUCACUUGGCCAUUGAAAGCUUAUCCCAUACCGAUGAAGUAUACACGCCGGCAUUACCGUCCCACCUGCGUUAAGUUUAGCGCCGACGAAUCGGAACUGCUGGUCAGCUAUUCCAUGGAGCAGCUAUAUUUGUUUGAUAUGCAUCAUCCGGGCUACAAUGAUGCCGAGCUGCUACGCAGCGGCUGUUACACGCCCAAGCUGCGGCGCGACAAUGAUCCAGAGCCGCAAAUGCCGCGCCUGCGUUUUCGCGGCGAUUGGUCCGAUACAGGCCCCAAUUCCAUGGCCAAUGCCGAGCACGGUUCCAAUCGUCCCAAUGUCGGUCAGGCGCGUCCGCCGCUUGAGCCUGGUGUGCUGAGUCGACUCAGCGAUGAAAUCUUUCGCAUGCUCAAUUCUCAAACACGUCAGCUACGUGCCCUAAAUCCGAGCACCAGCAGCAGCUACUCCACCCCAAGGACACCGGCUCAUAUGUCCUGGCAAGACGCUGUUCUACGCACCCUGGAUAACCAGAGGGAGACCGCAAUAGCUCCCAACAACAGCCUACUUAGUAGUGCCGCCAAUGCACCCAUUCCCAUAGAGUCGCCGCCAGCAGUUGCGAACUCGUCAGCUGAUGACGCCACACCUGCUGAAUCCUUGAAUGCUGAGCCUGCAGAAGUGAAGAGCGACACUGUGCUGGAACCUGCUAGGGAGAAUAGGCAAGAUCGUCAAGAGCUGAACAAAUUUGAUUAUGUGAAAAUGUCGUUUAGCGGACAUCGGAACUCGCGUACCAUGGUGAAGGGCGCCUGUUUCUGGGGCGACGACUUCAUUAUGUCCGGCUCGGAUUGCGGCCACAUCUUUGUCUGGCAACGGCAGACGGGCAAAGUGGUGAAAACGCUGCUCGCGGAUCAUCGCGUAGUGAAUCGUGUCCAGCCGCAUCCGACGCUACCCUAUUUGGUUAGCUCGGGCAUUGAUUACAACGUGAAGGUCUGGGCGCCAAUUUCACCAAAGGCCAUCUUCGACGAGAGCGAAACGGCUGAGCUGAUCAGGAGCAAUGAGAUAAUGCUAGUGGAGACACGCGAUACUAUAACGGUACCUGCUCAGAUCAUGAUACGCAUUUUGGCCAGUCUACAUCAGUAUCGUCGCCUGAUGCACGCCUCGGGUGGAUCGGCAUUCGGCAUGGAAAAUAGGCGGAACCGUAGAGACGCUGUGCGCGUGGCUAUGAAUGCGGAGAAUGCGGGAGUUGUUGCUGUUGCUGUUGAUCACAAUAAUGAUAAUGCAGCUAACGAUAUUGAUAAUGAGAAUGAGGACAACGAUGAUAGUGACAGCAACCACAACAGCAACAGCUCGAAUGCAACUUAAACCAAUCUAGUCAAUAUCAAAAAAAAAAGCUUAUCAAUGAGUGUAAACUAUAUAUUAACUAUAAAUGUAUGUUUAAUCGGCGCUGCAUCGGCUACUCCCAGUAUGUAUAAAUAUAUAUAUACGCCCCAUUCCCUCCUGCCGUUAGUUGUGUCCGAAAGAAAAUACCCUCACACAUUCCCCAAUAUAGUUAUGAAAUGUAUAUCCAAUGCACUAUCAGCGCCGACGUCUAAAUUGUGAGACUCAACGAGCAUACAAGAGCGUAUGUGAUGCAUAUAACGAUAUUUAAACAUUUGUUCCUUUCUAAUUUGUAAAUUAUUAAACUCAAAACGUAAAUACUUUUUGGUUUGCUAUUGCUUUAGUGGCGCCACGAAAUAGGAUUGAAUUCAAGCAAAUAUCCUCUAUUCCGAUUGCUCAUCUAUUUUAAAUACCUAUUUAAAACGAACUUGGUUGUGUAUACGAAAUAGAAUAUUAUAUGUUUUUAUUUCGUUUCGAAAACAGAGUAUUAUAUUCGACAAAGCAUAUAUUAAUAUCAUACUUUGUUUUUUAAAACAAAGUAAAGAAUCGUAUGUAUUCUAUUUCCAUAUGCUGUAUUGAGUGGCAACAUUUUUGUUAGGGUUCGGACCAGGUUAAAGUGAUUGUUUGUUGGGUCAAUAAGAAUAAAUUAAAUGUUUGUUGAUUGUUUCUAAAUCAUAUGAGAUAUAUGUUAUAUAUUUAUGUAUUUGUCGUAUAUAUAUAUAAUAGAUAUAUACAUACGUACAUGCGAUUAAGUACUCUACGCUUAAAUGCUAAACAACUAUAAGUAAAAUGCACUAUUUACAAAAGUCAACUGAUAUUAUUUACAUCGUACAGCAUCUAUCAAAUAUCAUGUUUGUUUCCUGCUUAUUCGGGGAAACAAAUUUUUGAAAAUAACGUCUAGUUAAAUACACAUUACACGUUCUAAACAAUAUGUUGCACACACUGAUCUUUUAACAAUUGUUUGAAUAAAUAUGAUACUUAAA